Molecule: messenger RNA, 1728 nt
Organism: Meloidogyne enterolobii
Lineage: Eukaryota; Metazoa; Nematoda; Chromadorea; Rhabditida; Meloidogynidae
Source: the annotation of a GenBank genome assembly
UCCACUAUUUUCAAACUUGAUCUACCCUUUAUUUUUUAAUUUUUUUAUUUGCUUCUUAUUUUCUUUUUUUUUUAAAUUUGCUUCCGAACUUUUUGUACAUAACAUUUUAACCGGUUUUACUUUAAAGAUGUAAUGAAUCAAAAAUUUUAUUUUAAUUUAGGUUGUAAUUUCAGCCAUGUCUGAAAUAAGACGAAGACGUAAAGACAAAUUUUCUGAACGCAUUCCAUUAAAAAGGGAAACAAUGGCCAGUCAAUUAAUAAAAAAUUGGCGUUCUAAAAUAUUUUUACUAUUAUCAAUAUUAUUUUCCAUAUUUCUUUAUGUUUAUAUACGAAAUUCUUUCUUUAUUCCUACCAAUGUUUUACAAAAAUCUGAACUUCCAAAAAGUGAAAUUGAGGAUAUUUAUAAAGAAACGAGUUGGGGUACUCUUCGUCCUCAUCUUUAUUUUGGUCUGAAAACUAAACAAAUACUUUCACCACUGUUUGGUUUACUAUGGUACGAACAACCUCGUCAACAAUUUAUUCAAAAUCUUCCUUUACGCCAUUGGUGCGAUCAUGCUGAUCCUGUUAAAUAUGGUUGGGAGGCGCAUGAUGGACGUACCUUUGGAAGGCAAAAAAUUACUGACGGAGAUUUAUCUUUUUUUAUUGACUGGAUCUCCAAAGGUGAAAAAUCUUGGGCAGUUCGUAUGUUUGGAAAAGCUGAGCAAAAUUCUAGUUUUUCUUUUCUUCUUUAUUUGGCACUUCAAGACGGAGUGUUAACUCCAUUAAACCUUCUAGAAGAUGGAGGACUUACUUAUAAAUUUAUUAAUGGUCAUUCUCGUAGCAUCGGUCAAUUUGACAUUAAAAUUCUUUUUACAAAUCCAAUGACAACUGAAAAAUUUUCAAAUGUUGCUUACAAACUUCCUGCUUAUUUGGGAAUGGUUCAUAUAAAGGAUGUUAUUCUUGGCUCAUUUGCGCGUCCAGAAAACCAAUUAGAUUUGAUUUUGCAUCAAAAUGAACGAAUCGCUUCGUUUGAGUCAUCUUCAGGAAAUGUUGAUUUUAGUGUUGUUCAGAUAACAGUUUCUGGUGAUUUUGACUUUAUUGUCGAGUUGAAUUCUGCAAAUGAUGGGAUUUUGAAUGAUUAUUUUCAGACAGUUUUUGAUAAGAAGUUGAAGGAAUUUGGAGAUCGUUUUGAUGAUGCCUUUCCUAUUGAUUUAAAAAACGAAGAAGGACUUGAACCAAAUAAAAAUGAUGUUAAUGAUAGAAAUUAUCGAAAAUUGGCAAAAACUGCUUUGGCUAAUUUAUUGGAUGCACGUUAUUAUGGUCCAUUGUCUCUGUUUUCUGCCGUUCCUUCUCGACCCUUUUUUCCGCGUGGAUUUCUAUGGGAUGAGGGUUUUCACAAUCUUUUGAUAAGAAAAUUUGAUCCACUUUUAACCUUACAGAUUAUUGCGUCUUGGCUUGACACGAUGAAUGUUGAUGGCUGGAUUCCACGAGAGUUGGUUUUGGAUGAUGAGGCACGAGCACGAAUACCUUCAGAGUUUUUGGUUCAAAGUCCAGAAGUGGCUAACCCGCCAAUGUUUUUCUUUCUAUUGGAUAAAUUCUUGAGAAAUUCCGAGUUAUUUAAAUAUCAUCAAAAACGAAUUAAUGCUCUUUAUCCACGUUUAAAACGUUGGUAUAUUUGGUUAAGGGAUUCUCAACGUGGUCCAAAGUUUGGCACAAUGCAAUGGCAGAACCACAAAUCUUGAAGUUAACC